CGCAACUCGCGUUGAGCCGUUCAUGCGCGGGUCAGCCAAUCGAGAAUGGUCUGUGGCCUGUGUUUCGAAACGCCGAGCCCAAGCCCGCUCAAGCCAUGUGUGCGUGCAUGCUCGCUCGUCUAUCCAAUCCACAAGAAACCUUGCUGACGAAAGCCAAUCGAUUGCGAAAUCCACCCAGCCCACUUUUACCCCGCAGGCAGGGAGCGGUUCGCUCGACCCUGAUCGUGAUGAAAGGAAUUGAGAUGGCUGGAGGGAGAGGUCACAAGCGCGUCAUUUUGCUUCGCAUUCCCAACCACCUCCUUUUCUCAUUGCACAGCAUAUCCGAUGGAGUUCGCAUUCCAUUCCUCGGGGCCGGCCGACCAUCAUCGUUGACAUCCAAGGAAUGCGGACCAAUCCCGGCCGUGGCCCUACAGGUCGCAGAAACGGUCAGCAGGACAUCGCAGGGGCACAUCGGCAUGAAUUGCAGCGACUAUUCUUGCUUUUACCAUGGCAAUGACGGAGGACGCCGUAAGCGCCGUGCCCUGCACUCCUCGAUAUCGCUGCUAUCGAGCGAUAGGCUUGAUAUUUUGAGAUGGAGGGGCAGUAGAAAAGCUGUGUGAUGUGGGGAGCAUUCAUGCAUCUGGCGGUUGCUUCCCCACCACAUCGUCAUAUCGAAACGCCGAAGCGUCUCAUCACACUUACUCGGCAUAUGCUCAACCUUGGAAUAACCAGCAAUGGCGCAAAGUCACCAGAGACGGCGUUUUGGCUGAUACGCAAGCCGCAUAACUUGCUACACAUUCGAUGCGAUCCUACUGUCCCUCAUCCCAAAUAGGCAAGCGAGCCUGGACCGACGAAGCGGGGUUCCUUGCUUCGCUGCAGUCAUCCACGUGCCGAGCGAUCAACUCCGCC
Messenger RNA from Trematosphaeria pertusa, 888 nucleotides. RefSeq lists its product as uncharacterized. The coding region runs from base 96 to 599 and encodes 167 amino acids. The transcript is spliced from 2 exons. The record is from RefSeq and is a predicted model, not a curated record. NCBI's taxonomy places the organism in Eukaryota, Fungi, Ascomycota, Dothideomycetes, Pleosporales, Trematosphaeriaceae.